CCCAAUUUCAGUUCACUAUUUAAACUACCAUUCUUGUGUGUGACACUGAAACGUUAAGCUUUAAAAAUCAUGAAGUGGUUUCUCUUAAUAUUUGUGUGCUUGAGCACCACCUCCUGCACCAUCUACAGCACGGAAAACGAGGACGGUUCCUACACCAUCGGCCUAAACUCCGACUCCAGAGGCGAAUCGGCCAAUUCAGUUCUGGCCCUUUUGACCAAAUCGGCUGGAUACACCCUAAACGACAACCAAGAAACCCAAACACCGGAACGCCUCUUUCACUCAGAAUCCGCAAAAGAACAGCCAACACUUGAAUCACGCGGACUUCUCGAACCACAUUUAGAAAUCCUCCAACUGAUUGAAGUUUUCCUCAAAUUUAAAGGAGAGUUGGUUUCGCGCCUCCACAGCCUUGUGACCGACAACUACGACCUUCUUCGCAGCGUCUACUCAACUCUGGUCAACAAAAUCGGAAAUUUGCAUUCCUUCACACUGACUGGUAUCAGAGUCUUACGGAAAGUUUUGGAAUUUGCGAUUGCACUGUUUGGCCAAUGGCAAAUGAGUUACCCUCCCGCAGGAAAUCAGGAAAGUGAUCUAGGGACUGCGUUCGGCUUGAGAAGAAAUGGAAAUUUUUUUAGGAAGUAAAGUUUUAUUAAUACAAUUUUAGUUUAGUUUAAUAAAAAUCACAAUAAAUAUAA
Messenger RNA from Tribolium castaneum (red flour beetle), 692 nucleotides. RefSeq lists its product as hypothetical. The coding region runs from base 70 to 639 and encodes 189 amino acids. The record is from RefSeq and is a predicted model, not a curated record. The transcript has 2 exons. Lineage: Eukaryota; Metazoa; Arthropoda; Insecta; Coleoptera; Tenebrionidae.